AUGGAAUCGUGUCCACUUUCGUGCUCUCCCUUAGAAACGGAAGAAAAUGAACGCAAAGGCACAGCGCCAGCAUCUGGCGAUGCUGGUCACGAUCAUCACGACGAGCACGGAAGCUCAGAUUCCGAUUCACUACCACCAAAUAUGGACACGGUUCAGCCGGUGGAUCGUAUCCCCGAACGCCAGCCUAUCCUGCUACUGUCUUUAGACGGUGGAGGUAUUCGAGGCUUGUCGUCCAUAAUCAUCCUCGAACGGAUCAUGGCUGAAUUUAACAAAGAUCGAACGAUACCAUUGCAACCUUACCAAGUAUUCAGUAUGAUUGGAGGAACAAGUACGGGGGGGUUGAUUGCCCUUAUGCUUGGGCGGCUUCGGAUGACAAUCGAUGAAGUAAAGGAAGCUUACAUCGAUAUUUCACAAGAAGCAUUCAGGUCGAGCCGUUACCCCUUCGAUCCGAGGCGGAUUCUUGAUUUCUUCACCUUCCGGGCACGAUUCAGUGGAAAGGCACUCACGAAAGCAAUUAAAGAGACAAUCUCAAGAUCCGGCAAUAGCCCUGAGUGCAGAUUAUUAGAGUAUCGCGCUACAGCGCCAGAAAAUGGCUCUCUCGAAGAGCAUGGAGCAAGAAAGCAUGACUGCAAAACUUUUGUAUGCACCGUCCAUCAAGGCAAUGCGUCUCUGGCAAUCCUCAGCGACUACGAAUCACCUCACACAUUUGAAGACCAGCCCAGAGGCCUGAAAGUUUGGGAGGCUGCAAGGGCCACGUCGGCUGCCACAUCGUUCUUUCCUGCGAUGGAAAUACGCAGCAGCAACUUGAAGAUGGGCUACGUCGACAGCGGCGUUGUCAGUAAUAAUCCGAUCCAUACAGUCUGGAACCAGGCCCAUUAUUUCUGGCCUCUCGAUGAAUAUGAACUGUUCCUGCUUAGCAUCGGCACCGGAGUAUCUUCUGAUGCUAAGUUAAGCGGAGGCCUCAACAAAAUUACCAAGGCUUUGAUUAAACUGGCGACAGAAACAGAACGAACCGCCGACGAAUUCAGCGAGGACCAUCACCAUUUGAUCAAAGAGGAGCUCUUCUUUCGAUUCAACGUGACCCAGGGUCUCCAGGAUAUACAAUUGGAUGAGGCCAAAAAUAUGAACACCAUUGUAGAAGCGACAUUGGCAUACCUACACAAGCCUAUGGUAGCUAACAUGGUGACGAGAUGUGUGAAGAGAAUCAAGGAGAAGAUGUAA
Cladophialophora immunda is the source of this 1221-nucleotide messenger RNA. RefSeq lists its product as uncharacterized. Lineage: Eukaryota; Fungi; Ascomycota; Eurotiomycetes; Chaetothyriales; Herpotrichiellaceae. The transcript is spliced from 3 exons. Gene Ontology annotation, cellular component: membrane. Gene Ontology annotation, biological process: arachidonate metabolic process. The record is from RefSeq and is a predicted model, not a curated record. Bases 1 to 1221 code for a protein of 406 amino acids.